AUGUGUAGAUCAAAAACUGAGGGAGGGUUGGGUAUUAGAAAAUUGAAGGACCUGCAGGUUGCUGCUUACUAUGUUUUGGCAUGGGAUUUUUUAUUGAGUAAAGAUAGGCUCUGGGUCUCUUGGUUUCAAAACAGAUAUGCUUUAAGACCAUCAUACUGGAAUGCUGUUCCAAAGGUUUUGACAGAUCCUUGGUGUGAAGGGGAAACUUUGUUACAGAAAUUUGGGCACAGAAGGGUUAGAAGGUUGGGGUUCUCUUGGUCUUCUCUAUUGUCCAGUAUUAUCAUUGAUGGAGGCUGGAAUUUUGAUCUUUUACAAGAUGAAAUUUUUAGACCCAUUAAAGAUUACUUGCACACACUGCCUGUUCACGCUAGACCAGAUAAAUUUCUUUGGGAUGGAGGUGAUUUUAAUUUCAAAAAAGCUUGGAAGGGUUGUAGAACUACCUAUCCAGAGGCUUUGUGGUCAUCUGUUUGUUGGGGGAAAGCUAGACCUCGAUGGUCUAUUCAUGGACUUCUUUUAUUUCAAGAUCGACUGCCUACAAUGUACAAUCUGCAGAAGAGGAAAGUGCAACUGGCACCUAAAUGUUCUAAUUGCCUACAACAAAUUGAUACCAAAGAUCAUGUUUUUGUUCAAUGCCCUUUUGCUAUGAAUUUCUGGAGCUGGUUGAAGGAUACACUUGGUUGGACUGUGGACUUUAGCUCUAUCUUUAUAGUUGAAGAUUUGUUGCUUUGGUUCUCAUCACAGACUAGUACAAUGAUUAAAACAUUAUUGAUUGGUGGUUUUUGGAGUAUUUGGCAAGAGAGAAAUCGAAGGCUUCAUGGUCAUAGUCCUACUUCCACCUCCGAGGUGGCUAGGAAUAUUUUGUUUGAGGUUUUUGAUGUUUAUAAUGUCUCACUUAAAGACAUUAUAUAG
Cornus florida is the source of this 909-nucleotide messenger RNA. RefSeq lists its product as uncharacterized. NCBI's taxonomy places the organism in Eukaryota, Viridiplantae, Streptophyta, Magnoliopsida, Cornales, Cornaceae. Bases 1 to 909 code for a protein of 302 amino acids. The record is from RefSeq and is a predicted model, not a curated record. The transcript has 2 exons.